Molecule: messenger RNA, 660 nt
Organism: Penicillium diatomitis
Lineage: Eukaryota; Fungi; Ascomycota; Eurotiomycetes; Eurotiales; Aspergillaceae
Product: DUF4202 domain-containing protein
Exons: 1
Coding region: 1-660 (219 amino acids)
Source: RefSeq, a predicted model, not a curated record
AUGUCCGACAAAUCCAAAUACGAGCUCGCCCUCUCCAAAAUCGACGCCGCCCACAGCGACGAUCCCAAUAGAAUCACUGUCCCCAAACGCAACCCCACCAUCCACACCAACGCGACAACCCCAGAUCCAGACGCAGAAACAACCACCAUCCCCUACGAACUCCACUACGCCCAAAAAAUGACCUACUACCUCACUCGUCUCGACCCCCUCUCCACCUCCACCGACCUCCUCCGCCUCGCCAUCCGCGCCCAACACCUGCGCCGCUGGGAAAUCCCGCGCUCCUCCUACCCGCCCACCAAACCGGGCUACCACGCCUGGCGCUCCGAGCUCCAGCGUCGCCAGGCCGCGCUCGCCGAGCAGAUCUGUCUGGAGAGCGGGUAUACAGCGCAGGAGGCGGGGCGGGUGGGCGCAUUGGUGCGCAAGGAGGGACUGCGGAAGGGGCAGGACCGGGAGACGCAGAUGUUGGAGGAUGUGGCGUGUUUGGUGUUUUUGGACGACCAGUUGGAUGGAUUUGGGGAGGGGUUGGGGGACGAGGAGAAGAUGGUGGGGAUUUUGAGGAAGAGCUGGGGGAAGAUGAGUGAGGAGGGGAGACGGGAGGCGUUGAGGAUCGAGAUGUCGGAGAAGGGGAGGGAGUUGGUCAGGAGGGCGUUGGAAGAGUGA